Messenger RNA from Rubroshorea leprosula, 1019 nucleotides. The record is from the annotation of a GenBank genome assembly. NCBI's taxonomy places the organism in Eukaryota, Viridiplantae, Streptophyta, Magnoliopsida, Malvales, Dipterocarpaceae.
ACAGCCUUCACUCCUCUUCUUAUCUCCCCCAUCCCUGUGUUUUUUCAGAAGAUUCUCUUCGGGAUAAAACCAUGGAAAUUGAUCAUCAGUUAAAGUCUGCCACAGAAGGUCAUCACUUGGAGAUGAUGACGAUGAUGAUGGAUCAGAUGGACAAGCUCCCCGAGUUUUAUGGGUCUUACGAUGAAAUAUCUCGCUUACCCUCACCUGAGCCAACCCGUGCACCUAGCAACUCCGUCGUCAUCCCGCAUUUUGUCGAUAACCCAGAUGCUGGUUUAGUUUUGCCGUCAUUCACAAACCAACCAACCACUAUUUCAUUCACGGAUGGGACUCCGGUUCAAGAACCAUGUCCUUCUACACAGACUAUCUUGCCUGGUAGUUGGAGAGGUACAGCUAUCAACGAUCAAUUAUCAGGUGCAAGUGCUUCUUUUCCAACACCUUCACAGAAGAAGAACUCGAUGGCCGCGAUGCGGGAGAUGAUCUUCCGUAUCGCGGCAAUGCAACCAAUUCAUAUAGACCCGGAGGCAGUGAAGCCGCCGAAGAGAAGGAACGUGAAGAUUUCGAAGGACCCCCAGAGCGUAGCAGCUAGGCAUAGGAGGGAGAGGAUAAGCGAAAGAAUAAGGAUACUCCAAAGACUCGUUCCGGGAGGCACCAAAAUGGAUACAGCCUCCAUGUUAGACGAGGCAAUUCACUACGUCAAGUUCUUGAAGACCCAGGUACAGUCGCUGGAGAGAGCCGCUGCUAACCGACCGCCACCACACGCAGGGAUAGGAUUUCCGGUUGCAAUGUCCAGUGGGUGUUAUCUUCCAAUGCCAAAAACAUACUCUGCAAUUCAAAAUGGUCAGCAGUUUGGAGAUGCUUAAUUUUACGGAGAACAUUAUUGACUUACUUUUAGUGCUCUUUCACAUUUAGGGUCUGCAAAAUUCCAUGUUGUGUUGCUAUCAGUAUCAGUAUCAAAUGGGCAGAAAUCCAUGAGCAGACGCCACAACUGUUCAAAGACUUAAUUAAUAGAAAUAAUCGUC